GUCCCAGCAUGGCCGUUAUGGAACGGCUGCGCUGGGUGGCCCUUACACCCAGCCCAAAACAAAAACACAUUCUCUCCCGGUUUGGCGUGGAUGAUACUUAAUGUCAGUUCUUGAUCAAUCGAGCUGCGGUUCGUAUGUCGGUUUGCGUGCGGCCAGCAGUACCAGUCUGGUUGAUCAGGCCCUGGUCCACCAUGAGACUUGGUCAUGGACAUGGUCGCGGGGGCGUUGACCCCCGAAACACCCUCCAGAUGCUUCGUUCAGGGCUGCAGGGUCUGGCUGGUCUUCACCUGAGCUGCCCAGCUUGGGCUGUAUCCCGAGCAGCUCCAAGAACAUUGAUUGGCAGUCAUGUGGAGAAUAAAGCGUGUGCUGGUCCUCUGCUUCAGCAAGUUCGAACAACAUUCAUACUUAAGCGUAGGAAUAGAGUUGAAUUAGUUAAAGCUCACAAGGCACUUGGUAGCAGAAAACUGAAGAAUCGUCAUUUUAUAUAUGAAUUGGUUGAAGACACUAACUGCAAGAAGAGAAAACCAGUCAAAGUAAUUCUCAUGACCUCAGUCGAUGGUUUGGGUUCUAAAGGAAAAGUUGUGGAGAUGAGUCCAUUCAAAGCUCGCAACCAGCUUUUGUUGCAAGGUCUUGCAGUGUAUGCUUCACCAGAAAACUUGGAAAAAUAUUCUAAAUUAUUGACUGAAGCUUCAAAGGAAGAGGAUCAACCAUCGUCAGAAUUUGCUCGUAAAACAGCAGAGGAGUUGUCACAAAAAGUCCUUUCGAUCAGUAUGAACUUGGAUCAACCGUGGCAGCUUGAACCAUGGCAUGUACGAGUUGCCUUCCGUAAAGCUGGGAUUUAUUUACCUGAGGAGGCUCUUACACUUCCCUCUCAACCAAUCAUUGGACCAGAUCUCAACCUGCAGGGCAAAGAAUUUUUAGUCAGAGUAAAGAUCAACAAUAAAGAAGAAGCACCAGUGCGAUGCCGCAUUCAUCACUUUGCCACAAAUCCCCGUGAGCGGAUUCCAUGGGUAUAUCGGCACUGGGAGUUGCCAGCUGAGUCUCUCUUUCCAGAGGAAGCCCCUCUGCUUGAAGAACUUACAAAGAAAUAUCAUCGAACCCGUUAUCCAGACCAAGAAGAAGAAGUCUAGAAAAUGUAUUUGCUGUGUGUAAUAUCUUACACAGUACUGUGUAUGAAUCCCAACAGAUAUCCUCAUUUUACAUUUUAAAUAUUGGGAGUAGGUCAGGUAGUGAUUUGUUUAUGUAUAGUACAAGGUAAUAUACAGCAAUAAGGCUCAUUGCAUUGGGGUCAAAUGCAUUGACAGAUUGUCCUGGAUAUUGUUCUUGGAUUGUCAGACUAGUGAUAAAGGCUGUUGGUUGAAUAAAGUUACCUUGCCUUCACAAGUUGAGAAAAUUUUUUUUUUUUACCUGUAGCAUUUGGCCAUUAUACUUUAAGUUGACAUUCUUGUCUACAAUGAUAAAUACAACAGUGAUGAAAGCAGCAGACUCAGUGAACUGGAAAGAAACAUCACUUAAGAAACUUGUGUAAUUUAGUGGUAUUCAAAUAUGUUAAAGGUGUUACUCAUGAAUGAUUGAUGAAAUGCAUUUGAUCACAGGUACAGGGAUACUUAACACUGCGUACCAUGUGAAAGACAACUUAAUACAUGAAAUUAAAUAAUUUUCAAAACUGUUCCCAAUGGAAAUAUAUUAAAAUGCUUUGGUAUUAAUAAAUUGUGAUUUGCCUCUUGUCCAUCAAAAAGAUAUUUUGAGGACAGUAAUGUACUGUUAUUGAAGUAUUUUGUCAUCUUUUUUCCCCUCAAUGGAGGUUCCUUGACUCUGGUGAGGGUCUCAGUAGUAUCAGUUCCCAGUAGUACCAGUUACCAGUAACCAGUUACCAGUAGUAUGACUCACUACCAACCGUCUUCAUGAAUCACUGACUGUUAUUCAUGUUGCUGCUGACCAUAGCAUGUUUUUUACUGGUAACUGGUACUACUGGGAACUGAUACUACUGGAAACUGAUACUACUGAGAUGUCUAUGUGACUUUUCUUUACCCAAUCCAUGUAAUCGAACCCCCCACAUGAGAAGGGGCUCUUGAUGUAGGGAAUUGGAUCUGUGCUCCAGUUCCCUGAAUUCAGCCUGAAUACCUUCCUCCCCCCCCCCCUCACACAUGCACUCUAUAAUUCUAUGGGUUUAGCACUCCUCUAAGAUUAUAAUAAUAAUUAUCAUCUUUUUAA
Cherax quadricarinatus is the source of this 2214-nucleotide messenger RNA. It is a transcript of the gene mRpL9, whose product is annotated as mitochondrial ribosomal protein L9. The record is from RefSeq and is a predicted model, not a curated record. Gene Ontology annotation, molecular function: structural constituent of ribosome. Lineage: Eukaryota; Metazoa; Arthropoda; Malacostraca; Decapoda; Parastacidae. Gene Ontology annotation, biological process: translation. Gene Ontology annotation, cellular component: mitochondrion; ribosome.